This is a messenger RNA of Meyerozyma guilliermondii ATCC 6260, 1818 nucleotides long. RefSeq names its product 3',5'-cyclic-nucleotide phosphodiesterase (gene PDE2). Lineage: Eukaryota; Fungi; Ascomycota; Pichiomycetes; Serinales; Debaryomycetaceae. The coding region runs from base 1 to 1818 and encodes 605 amino acids. Gene Ontology annotation, biological process: signal transduction. The transcript has a single exon. The record is from RefSeq and is a predicted model, not a curated record. Gene Ontology annotation, molecular function: 3',5'-cyclic-nucleotide phosphodiesterase activity.
AUGGCUGAUAUCUACUCUGUUUCCCAAAGUGAGCUCGAUGUAAGUCUUUUGGAAUCCAGGAAAUAUACUAAUUUCACAAGUUUCACCCCCUUGUUGGCCACAUUAUUCCUGCUCGGGAACGUGGAGCGUGAUACCAAUAACUCGAUAGUCAUAGUCUUGGGCGAGUCUCACUCUCGAGCCUCCCAAUUAGACCAACUCGAUACCUCCGACAAAGUUUUACUUUUACAAUUUUUCUUCAAGCACUUGAAUGUCAUAGUUAUUAGUGCCAAAGACCUUGCUAAUGAGUCGCUCGUCCGUGAGGUGAACGUAUGCGUCCGCAGAAUCAAUGAUCUUAUUCGAGAAAGAAUCAGCAGGGUGGAAAUAUGGACAGGAACCGGUCCUCAAUCCAUAGAAGACAUAUCAGUUUCAUUACCCGAGCUUCAUACAGAUAUAUGCGAAAUAGUAUCGACUAUGUCAUCGGUGUUGAACGAAUCUUGCAAGCAUUCUCCUGUGAGCUUGAAAAAAUUAAAGACUUUCCAUCAGCUCAUUGUACAAGAGGUGAACUUUUUCACACUCUUGUCUCCAGGAAACACCAGGCCCCAGCUUGAACAGUUGUGUAACACUGUAGGAUACUGGGCCUUCCCUGCUCACGAACUUUCCAACAAUGAUUUGGUUUAUUGUGCAUAUUUGAUCCUCAGUUACUCAUUAAAGCAUAUCAAUCCCGUCCCACCAGAGUUGCAAAUUCCAUCACCAAAUGAAUUAUUGGGUAUUGUAUUCAUGGUACGCGAUAGUUAUAAUAGUGGAAAUCCAUUUCACAAUUUUCGUCAUGCAGUCGAUGUAUUACAGGCAUGCUUCCACUAUGUCUUAAGAUUGGGAUAUCUCCCAAAAUUCGAGCAAUUUUCUGAGGAACCAUUGAAGCAUUGCGACUUUGAGUCACUCAAAAACUUGAAGAAAACAGAACAUGGGGAUGACAGCGUGGUGGAUUUAACACCAACCGAUAACUUUCACAAGUCUUCAUCUACUACCACCUCAUUGACUGUAGCAUCAACAACCACGGCCACCAUCGAGCUGAAGGGCGGCACCACGACGUCCAAAAAUACAAAGGUCUUGAGUUCAUCGGUAACUCUUACUCCACUACAAACUUUGGGUCUCCUUGUUGCGGCUUUGGGUCAUGAUGUUGGCCACCCAGGCGUAACUAAUGCAUUUCUAGUGAAGUAUGAUGCAACACCUUCUCUCAUAUAUAAUGAGCACAGUGUGUUGGAGCUGUUUCAUGCAUCGGUGUUUGUAAAUAAGAUUUUGGCAGUGAGCUGGCCAUCUUUGCUCACGAUGAAGUGCACCGAGGAGAUGACAAUCAAGAACUUGAUCAUAAGUAGCAUUUUGGCCACGGACAUGGCCGAGCAUUUCGAGUACAUUGACAAGUUGACAUCACUCAAGGUCGCAAGUGAUGGCUGCGAAAGCAUUUCGAGCCACAAAGUACGGCUUGUGUCUAGUUUGCUUAUCAAGUGUGCAGAUAUUAGCAAUGUGACUAGGCCCUUACGGGUAUCUUCGCAGUGGGCAGUGGUGUUAAAGCGAGAGUUUGACGAAGUCUUUAUGCUCGAGGAAAAGAUCACAAAAGGGUCGAAAAAUCAUUCGGUGGAGUAUGAGAAAGUGCCGUCUGACUUGGAGAAACUCUUGGAAGAUUAUCCAACCAUCCACAAAGGGCAAUUAUUUUUCAUCAAGACAUUCGCUGAGAAACUCUUUGAUAACAUAGCCGAGCUUCUUCCUGACCUUCGGUAUACUUGCGACAUCAUACAGGAAAACAAAGACUACUGGUUACAUAGAGAUAAGCAGGUUAUAUAG